Molecule: messenger RNA, 855 nt
Organism: Thyridium curvatum
Lineage: Eukaryota; Fungi; Ascomycota; Sordariomycetes; Thyridiales; Thyridiaceae
Exons: 2
Coding region: 1-855 (284 amino acids)
Source: RefSeq, a predicted model, not a curated record
AUGGCAGUCUGCGCCAAGUGCGAAGACCCCCUCGUCCUCGUCGUCGACUACGACGUCGAGGACGACGAGCCGCCAGAGACUGAGGAAGUCCCGGAUGACCUAGAACUUCCCUGCGGCUGCCACUUCCACUGUUCUCUCCCCCCCCCCCCCCCCCCCCUCUCCAGGCAAUGCCUCAUAGACGACGCAGCGCAAGUCGCCCUCUCCCUCAAGUGCCCCAAGUGCCAGUCCUACCUCCCGGCCAACCAGGCCGGCCCCUCCGCCACAAACCCCAUCUUCGGCCCCAGCACCACCGCCGCCGGCGCCAGCGCCAUCCGCACCCGCUACUCCUCCGAGGGCGGCGUCGACGACGACUACGACAUCCUCCCCGUCCUCACCGAGGAGGCCUACCUCGCCUCCCACCCCGAGGCCCGCCCCGCCCGCGCCCUGCUCACCAUGUGCGCCCAGGGCGACGUCAUGGGCAUCGUCGGCCUCCUGCAGGACAUGGACGGCGAGGACGAAGACGGCGACGGCGACGACGAGGCCCGCAGUCCUCCGCUGCCCGUCAACAAGCUCCUGCGGUACCAGGACCCGCUCGGCGGCAUGCGCAGUGGGCUGCACGUCGCCGUCGAGAACAACCAGGAGGAGGCCUUCUUCAUGCUGCUGUUCCUGGCGUCGAGGCUGGCGACGAGCGACUUCCCCGCCGCCGUGGUCGAAUCGGCGCAGCAGGUCGGCCUGGGGCGGCCCGAGCAAGGAUCGGACCCGGACAUCAGGACCCUGGCGGACGACAAGGGCGACGGGCCCGAGGCGUAUGCUCGCAAGGCGGGCGGUAAGUGGGCUCAGUGGGCGGAGGCGGGUGUGUUCACGCAGGGCCUGUGA